UGAUAGAUAACCUUAUCAACAAGAAGGAAACUCACAACAAUGGCGUCACUGCUACUAGGAGCUGCUCCUAUUACACCUCCAUCUCUCAAUGUUUCUUCAUUUUCUCGUAUUUCCUCUUCUCAUUCCCAAACCCUUGGAACUUCCUUCUCAGUUUCCACUUCAUCUCUUUCACUGUCUCCCGCUUCUUCUCCUUCAAUCCCUUAUGUUUACUGCGGCAGGGGGGAUAAGAAAACGGAGAGAGGGAAGCGCUUCAAUCACUCCUUUGGCAAUGCAAGGCCAAGGAACAAGAAGAAGGGGAGAGGGCCUCCAAGGGUGGCGGUUCCACCAUCACCACCGAGAAAAGAUAAGUUUGAUGAUGAUGAGAAGAUCAAGAUUGAAAUUGACGAGUCCCUUUUUUCUGGUUAAUUAAGUAAGCCCACUAUGUAUGCUUAGUUUGUGUUACUUAUCUUGUAUUUCUUAAAUUGAAAAAACUUGGUUAUGCUAUUUGCAGUUGUUUAAAACUCAGUUAUUCGAGCUUUCUCUGAUAUUGAAUUCUGGGUUCUUCUAGUUUGGGA
Messenger RNA from Hibiscus syriacus, 554 nucleotides. RefSeq names its product 30S ribosomal protein S31, chloroplastic-like. Bases 40 to 405 code for a protein of 121 amino acids. Gene Ontology annotation, biological process: plastid translation. The transcript is spliced from 3 exons. Gene Ontology annotation, cellular component: ribosome; plastid. The record is from RefSeq and is a predicted model, not a curated record. NCBI's taxonomy places the organism in Eukaryota, Viridiplantae, Streptophyta, Magnoliopsida, Malvales, Malvaceae.